Molecule: messenger RNA, 2259 nt
Organism: Mobula hypostoma (lesser devil ray)
Lineage: Eukaryota; Metazoa; Chordata; Chondrichthyes; Myliobatiformes; Myliobatidae
Gene: gapdhs
Product: glyceraldehyde-3-phosphate dehydrogenase, spermatogenic
Exons: 11
Coding region: 763-1920 (385 amino acids)
Biological process (GO): glycolytic process; glucose metabolic process
Cellular component (GO): cytosol
Molecular function (GO): NADP binding; glyceraldehyde-3-phosphate dehydrogenase (NAD+) (phosphorylating) activity; NAD binding
Source: RefSeq, a predicted model, not a curated record
CUUACAAAUGCAGCAAUGGCUCCAGCAAAAUUGAAAAGACACUUAACCAAAAAUCACAGCCAUAUGACAUGUAAAAGUGCUGAUUAUUUUAAACAAAUCUCAAAACAAACAGAUUAAAGCUUUUGAAAAUAAAGUCAGUCAGUAAAAAAGUAGGAGAAACAAGUUAUUUAGUACUUUUAAGACCAGUACACUUGAGAAUGUUUUAAAAACUGUGUGAAAACCUGGACAAAGAGCACACCAAUCUCCUGUAACACACAGAAAUCGGGUGGUUUAGCAGAGGAAGAGUUCUCAACAGGGUGUUUGAGCUGAAAGCUGAAUUGCAGGAGGAUUUUCAAGAAAAUAGUAGCCAGAUUUUGUUAAAUGCUUUGAAGAUGAAGAACGGCUGCAGAAACUAGCCUACCUAACAGACAUUUUUCAUCAUAUGAACCAGUUGAACAAGUCUCUGCAAGGUGCAGGAGAAAAUUUUUUGACUUGAAAUGACAAGAUCCUUGGAUUUAAAAGGAAACUGAAUCUUUGGAAAAAUUAAAAUGCUACAACUGCUGCUUGGGCUUGAGAGUGAGAAAGGAUCAGAAAGUCUUGAGUCUGAGUGAAAACCACCUGGAAGUACUGCAGAACAAAAUUGAACAGUAUUUUUCCUCAAAUUCGACACAAGUGUAUAACUGGGUGAAGGACCCUUUCUCCGAAUCUUCUGCUCAGCCUGAGAAUUUGACUUUGAGAGAAGAGGAAGAACUUUGUGAGCUGCACUUUGAUCAUGCACUCAAGAUGAGAUUUACUAAUCGGCUCCUGGACAAAUUCUGGAUUUCUGUGAAAGAUGCGUAUCCUGCCAUCCUUAGGAAAGCAGCGAACAUUUUCCUGCAGUUUUCAACUUCUUACGAUUUUCUGGCUGUCGUCUCUCAUCACCCGUCCAACAUGGCAGAGCUGUCAGUCGGAAUCAAUGGAUUUGGACGUAUCGGACGCCUCGUUCUCCGUGCCUGUCUGGAGAAGGGAAUCAAAGUGGUGGCGGUGAACGACCCGUUUAUCGACCUCAACUACAUGGCUUACAUGUUCAAGUACGACUCCACUCAUGGCCGUUACCGUGGCGAUGUGCAGGUCGAGGACGGCAAGCUGGUGGUGGACGGGAACCCCAUCUGCGUCUUCCAGUGCAUGAAGCCAGCAGAGAUCCCGUGGGCCGAAUCCGGGGCACUGUACAUCGUUGAGUCCACUGGUGUCUUCCUCAGCGUGGAGAAGGCUUCACUGCAUCUGCAGGGCGGAGGUAAGCGUGUGGUGGUGACGGCUCCUUCCCCAGACGCCCCCAUGUUCGUCAUGGGGGUCAACGAGGAGAAAUAUGACCCAAGCACCAUGAGUGUGGUCAGCAACGCCUCCUGUACCACCAACUGCCUGGCUCCCCUAGCAAAGGUGAUCGAGGAUAACUUCGGAAUUGUGGAAGGUCUGAUGACCACUGUGCACGCCUACACCGCCACACAGAAGACAGUGGACGGGCCCUCCGCCAAGGCAUGGCGUGAUGGCCGAGGUGCCCACCAGAACAUCAUCCCGGCCUCGACGGGCGCUGCAAAGGCGGUGGGCAAGGUCAUCCCCCAGCUCAAUGGGAAGUUGACCGGAAUGGCGUUCCGCGUUCCCGUGGCGGAUGUCUCCGUCGUGGAUCUCACCUGCCGCCUGGCCAAGCCUGCCUCCUACGCGGAGAUCAAGGAGGCGGUGAAGACAGCGUCCGAGGGCUCACUGAAGGGCAUCCUGGGGUACACAGACCACCAGGUGGUGUCCAGCGACUUCGUGGGAGACCCCCACUCCUCCAUCUUCGACGCUGGCGCUGGAAUCUCACUCAACGACAACUUUGUGAAGCUCAUCUCCUGGUACGACAACGAGUUUGCCUACAGCAACCGGGUGGCUGACCUCCUGACCUACAUGUUCAGCAAGGAGGAUUGAGCAGCCUCCGACCCCUCGAGAAGAGGAGAGGCGGGGGGAGUGGGGACGGGACGGGAACCUGCCACUCUCCGCUCUCCAAAGCGCCGAAUUGGCCGUAGAUUAGACCGUGAGCACGGGUCUCCCCGUUACACAACUGGACGCUCCUUCCCCUCUCCUCAACAACCUCGCACACAGCCGCGCUACCCCUCGUCUUGUCUCGUCCUGUGUCGCCGCCCACCCGUCGUGUUCAGAAUGAUGUGUCCGGUGCCGAGAGACUCCGAUCAGCAGCAGCCGGUUCCUCCGGGAAGGAGUCGCGAUUCCCGCAGUAGUGUCGGUGUUCAAUAAAGCAGUCACCAGCUC